Messenger RNA from Solanum pennellii, 842 nucleotides. RefSeq lists its product as uncharacterized. NCBI's taxonomy places the organism in Eukaryota, Viridiplantae, Streptophyta, Magnoliopsida, Solanales, Solanaceae. The record is from RefSeq and is a predicted model, not a curated record. Bases 63 to 830 code for a protein of 255 amino acids. The transcript is spliced from 4 exons.
UCAUUGCUUAGCUUUUCUUUAGUACUUUGUGAGUCUUGAAGGUUGUGGUUUUUUAUGUGAUCAUGGGAAUUCAAAAGCCAACAUGGUUGGAAGCUCUAUAUAGAGAGAAAUUCUUUGCUCCAUGUUCAAUUCAUGAGAGUGCAAAGAAGAAUGAGAAGAAUAUAUGUUGUUUAGAUUGUUGCACAAGUAUUUGCCCUCAUUGUGUUAUGGCACAUCGUUUCCAUAGACUUCUUCAAAUUCGACGUUACGUUUACCAUGAUGUUGUUCGACUUGAGGACCUAGAGAAGCUCAUAGAUUGCUCAAACGUUCAGGCCUACACAAUAAAUAGUGCUAAGGUGAUUUUCAUCAAGAAAAGACCUCAAAAUAGGCAAUUCAAAGGAUCUGGAAAUUAUUGCACUUCUUGUGAUAGAAGCCUUCAAGAACCCUUUAUUCAUUGCUCUCUAGGAUGCAAGGUGGAUUUUGUGCUACACCACUACAAUGACAUUUCUCCAUUCUUAAGGAGAUGUACAACAUUACAACUUGGUCCGGACUUUUUUAUCCCUCAUGACAUGGCUGAUUAUGACACGGCUAACGAGACGGCCCAAUCGACGAUCGUGGACAAUGAUGAGCCCUGGGGCUCAUCGUUGACGUCUGGAUCGUCGUCGGGAUCGGAGAACAUGAUGUUGAUGAGUACUACUAAUAAUUUUCCAUGUGUGAGGAAGAAAAGAAGUGGACUAUAUGUGUGUGGAAGAAUUACAAUCAAUAGUUAUAAUAAAAACAUAAGUGAUGAAGACAUGGCUACUAGCAUGAGUAGAAGAAAAGGGAUUCCUCAUAGGUCACCUUUAUGUUAGAAAAUUUAAUAA